CAGGGAUGGGGAGGCGGCCGUGCUGCGACAAGCUCGGGGUGAAGAAGGGGCCAUGGUCGGCGGAGGAGGACGAGAAGCUCGUCGGCUUCAUCCUCGCCAACGGCCAUUGCUGCUGGCGCGCCGUCCCCAAGCUUGCCGGGCUGCUAAGGUGCGGCAAGAGCUGCAGACUACGGUGGACGAACUACCUGCGCCCGGACCUCAGGAGAGGGCUGCUCAGCGACGUGGAGGAGCAGCUGGUCAUCGAUCUCCAUGCUCGCCUCGGGAACAGGUGGUCGAAGAUUGCGGCGAUGCUACCGGGAAGAACGGACAACGAGAUCAAGAACCUCUGGAACACACACAUCAAGAAAAAGCUUCUUAGGAGGGGCAUCGAUCCCGUCACUCAUCAACUGCUCGAUCGGCAAGCAAGCCCCGUAGCUUCACAGUCCACCGUCACCACCGACUCCAAGUCCGAUGCAGACCAGUUCCAGUCGCCAGGAAACCAAGGCCACAUCCCUUCCUGGGACAACAAGAACCCAGCGGAAGCAAGCUCCAGCGCCGGCAGCGCGGACCCUCCUCUGAUGAACUGCUUGUGGGAAGACGACGCGCCAGUGCUCUUGGAGGAGCUGUGGCAGCUUCCGGGCAACGAAGACAACUACGGCGCCAUCGCCGCCGCCGGGCAGGUGCCGUGGGACUACGAAGGGUGCUGCGAGUGGCUGCUGGACUACCAGGAUUUCGAAGAGGGAGAUGUGGGAUCGGAGAAUUUGCCGAGAAGGUAGGCGAAGCAGAAGUGGAGUAGCUUUGUAGUGCACCGUGUAGUGCACUCAAUUGUAGAUCAUCCAUCGACAAUAAGCUCGGUCGUCUUAAUUACUUCUCCUUUUGUGUUAUUCUCUUCCCUCUCUUUGAACCUCAGAGAAAGCAUGUCAUAUGAUGCUUUUUCUGGAACAAUUAUGCUAAGAUAUAUUUGUUCGAACAAAUAAUA
This is a messenger RNA of Musa acuminata subsp. malaccensis (wild Malaysian banana), 958 nucleotides long. RefSeq names its product MYB-like transcription factor ODO1. The record is from RefSeq and is a predicted model, not a curated record. Lineage: Eukaryota; Viridiplantae; Streptophyta; Magnoliopsida; Zingiberales; Musaceae.